Vespula pensylvanica (western yellowjacket) is the source of this 1750-nucleotide messenger RNA. RefSeq names its product peroxisomal N(1)-acetyl-spermine/spermidine oxidase. Lineage: Eukaryota; Metazoa; Arthropoda; Insecta; Hymenoptera; Vespidae. Gene Ontology annotation, molecular function: polyamine oxidase activity. The transcript is spliced from 3 exons. The record is from RefSeq and is a predicted model, not a curated record. Bases 81 to 1670 code for a protein of 529 amino acids.
AAAUUUCUCUAGUUUAAAAUCUAUCUUGAGAAAAUGUAAUCAAUGGCCGCGUUAUAAUAUCCUACAUAACUUUGUAGGCUAUGGUUAUUGUCAGUUACAAUGCAUUGAACAUGGCGGAACUCACGGACCAGCCAGUGGAUAGCCAUGUCUCGUGUAAAAUUUUGAUUAUCGGAGGGGGCAUGGCCGGAUUGUCUGCUGCAAAUCAUUUACUGAAAAAUAGUGAAACAGACUUUCUUAUUGUUGAAGCAAGAGGACGUAUAGGUGGCCGAAUUAUAGCAACACAAAUUGGUAAUGAAAAAAUUGAACUUGGAGCAAACUGGAUUCAUGGAGUUUUGGGAAAUCCUCUUUUUGAAAUAGCAAUGGCAAAUGGAUUGGUAGAUAUUAUAAAUAUUCCCAAACCACAUAAAGUUAUAGCUGUUAUGGAAGAUGGAAAACAAUUACCAUUUCCAAUUUUACAAGAAAUAUAUGAAGCCUAUGUGUGUUUUUUAAGACGUUGUGAAGAAUAUUUCUUAAGUGCUUAUAAUCCACCAGAUGGUAUAAAUAGUGUUGGAGCACAUGUGGCACUUGAAACUGAUAUAUAUUUGUCAUCUUUACCAGUUGAACAAAGAAGAAUAAGACAGUUACUUUUUGAUUGUUUGCUUAAGAGAGAAACUUGUAUUACUGGCUGUGAUAAUAUGGAAGAGGUUGAUCUUAUGGAAAUGGGAUCUUAUGCUGAACUACAAGGUGGUAAUAUCAGUCUUCGAAAUGGAUAUAGUGCAAUAUUGGAGCCAAUUACAAAACAUAUACCAAAGAACUGUAUACUUACUAAACACGUUGUUACUAAAAUUAGAUGGCAAAAACAGGAAUGUGAGAAUGAAACAUCUGAUGUAACAACAAAUAGCUCUAGUAGAAAUAAGGUUAUAGAAAUUCAGUGUGAAAAUGGAAGAAUGAUAACUGCAGAACAUAUAAUAUGUACAUUGCCUUUAGGAGUUCUUAAAAAAAAGGCUAAUGAUAUUUUUGAGCCGCCCUUACCAGAUUAUAAACUCCAAGCAAUAAAUAGACUUAUGUUUGGUACUGUAGAUAAAAUAUUUUUAGAAUAUGAAAGGCCUUUUUUAAAUCCUGAAAUAUCUGAAGUUGUGUUUCUUUGGGAUGAUAGAGGAUUGUCAGAAGACGACAGACAAGAUUUAAGUAAAACAUGGUUUAGAAAAAUAUAUUCUUUUAUUAAAAUAUCAGAUACACUUCUUCUUGGUUGGAUAUCAGGAAAGGCUGCAGAAUAUAUGGAACAAUUAAGUACAACUGAGGUUUCAGAAGUAUGUACAUCGAUUUUAAGACGAUUUUUAAACGAUCCGUUUGUACCAACUCCAAAGCAUUGCUUGCGUACUACUUGGCACUCUCAGCCAUUUACAUGUGGUUCUUAUACAUCUAUGGCUGUUGGUGCAAGUCAAGUAGAUAUUAAGAAUCUAGCUGAACCAUUGAUAUUGCAAGAUCAGCCUUCCAAAAUUAUGAUAACAUUUGCUGGUGAACACACACAUUCUUCGUUUUAUAGUACUGUACAUGGUGCAUAUUUAACAGGCCGUACUGCAGCUCAAUUGUUACUCGAAUCAAGAAGAAGUGAACAAAAUCAUAUAAGUCUUAGUUGUGAAAAUACUAGUGAUCUUAGCUCAUGGAUUCAAGGAAUAUCUUUAACUUAAAAUUUGAACUAUAUAUAUACAUACAUACAUACAUACAUACAUAUAUAUAUAUACAUACACAUAUACAUAUAUAUAUAUAC